AUAAGAAGAAUGUGGAAUCCCGCACAGAUCACGUCUUGGAAAUCGGUGGCAGGUGCCUGAAGAUAGUCAUCCAGCCGGGAGAAGGGGACCUGAGCAAGAGCCAGGUGACAGAGCAGGCCUUCCCCAGUGACUCCGUCCCUCCCAGCUCUUCCCCACCUCAGCAGGAGCAGUGGGCUGCCAAAGACCAUGGAGAAAGAGCAAGAGAAGUCAUUACCAAAAAGAUAUUUCUUACAGUAUCUGCAACUUUGAAUACCAGUAUGUUCACUGAACAGCAAAGGCAGAAAAUUACCAUUAUGUGUCCAAAUUUAAAAAGAGAAGGAAAUCCUGAUAUUGAUGGGUCUGAGAAACUGACUGGAGAUUUUACAGAUAUCGAAAAAGCUUAUUGCUACUUUAAGGAUAUCCUUGCAGGCAGUGACCCAAACCAUGAUUUGUCACGUUCUGAAAGUAAGAAGGUUUUGGAAGAUGAAAAUGAUGUGACUACUGAAGAAAUAAACGAGCUUACAGUUCCGUCAGCUCUCUAUGAAUAUUUCAGUCAUACCCGCCAAGAACAAAUCAAAGAACUACGUGAGCGUUUUGGAGUGUGUAUAAGAAGUAAAGAUGACAGUGGAACCACAUCAGUACGCUUCACUGCUCUUAAAAGUCCUGCAUCAAUACAAGAAGCUAAUGAUUUUUUUAUCAGAACUUUUCAGAAAUGUGUAGAAGAUCUGAAACAGGAAAAAAUUCCCCUAACAAACAAUUACACAUUAAAUGAGACAAUAAUGAAAUUAAAUGCUAGGUUUAGUAACCUUCUUGCCAAAGUGGAAGACAACCAGUUGCUACUCCGUGGUCCAGCAAGUGAGAUUUUAGCUGCCAGAAGAUUUCUAGCAGAGGAAGGUGAGAACAGCCAAGCUGAAAAGAAUGUGAAAAUAUCAUCUGAACUGUAUGAAUACAGGAAUGGAAUUGAAAUUGAUGCUUCUGUGUUUAAAUUGUUGGAAACAGCAUUAAGCAAAGAAAUUGAAGACAUCAAAGAUAAAUUUGAUACGGUAGUAGAAAAGGAAGACAGUUCAUAUGGCCAGAAGAAGUUGAUAGUAUUUAGGCCUAGGAUCAAAACUUAUGAUAUGUCUUCACAUGCUACUGAAAGUUUCAUCAAUGCAUUUCAGAAUGCCUCUGCAAUGUUAAGAGAAAAAAUGUUUAACACUGAAGACUCAACACAAACUAAAAAUAGCAGAGCACUGUCCUCUCUCAGUUAUCAAGAAGCUACAGGAGCAUCUGAGAAGAAGUACAAUGGCAGGCAAAAGAAUAAUCUUUCUUCUGAAGGACAGUCUAAGGCAAAGGCAGAAGAAGAAGAAGACAAAGAUGUGUGUCCAAUUUGCAUGGAGACAAUUAACGAAAAAGAAACGCUGAGCAAGUGCAAUCACACAUUUUGCAAAAGUUGCAUCACCCAGGCCAUGAGUUACAAGCAGAUUUGUCCUGUUUGUAAUACUAUCUAUGGACCCAUGAAAGGAGACCAGCCAGAGGGAACCAUGUUAACCAGAACAGUGUCUUCAUCUCUCCCUGGUUACCCCGAUUGUGGUACUAUUGAGAUUACAUAUAAUAUGAACGGUGGUAUUCAAACUAACAACCAUCCAAACCCAGGGAAACGUUAUUGGCCUACUUCCCGAACAGCAUAUUUACCUGACAGUAAGGAAGGGCGAGAAAUUCUGCAGCUCCUCAGAAGAGCCUUUAAACAAAAAUUGAUUUUCACAGUGGGGCGCUCAAAUACUACUGGUGCAGAAGAUGUUAUCACAUGGAAUGAUAUUCACCACAAAACUUCCAAGGUUGGAGGACCUACUGGUUUUGGUUACCCUGAUCCUGAAUAUCUGCAGCGGGUUCGAUCAGAAUUGAAAGCAAAAGGAAUUGAAUAA
Molecule: messenger RNA, 1883 nt
Organism: Antrostomus carolinensis (chuck-will's-widow)
Lineage: Eukaryota; Metazoa; Chordata; Aves; Caprimulgiformes; Caprimulgidae
Gene: DTX3L
Product: deltex E3 ubiquitin ligase 3L
Exons: 4
Biological process (GO): Notch signaling pathway; protein ubiquitination
Source: RefSeq, a predicted model, not a curated record